Molecule: messenger RNA, 999 nt
Organism: Brassica oleracea var. oleracea
Lineage: Eukaryota; Viridiplantae; Streptophyta; Magnoliopsida; Brassicales; Brassicaceae
Product: probable elongation factor 1-gamma 2
Exons: 8
Coding region: 1-999 (332 amino acids)
Biological process (GO): translational elongation
Molecular function (GO): glutathione transferase activity; translation elongation factor activity
Source: RefSeq, a predicted model, not a curated record
AUGAGGUCAGCAGAAGGGUAUGUCAGGUGGAAUCAGCUAAGCAGUGGGCUAGAUGGUUUGGUUGCUAAGCUAAGGUCUAAUGGAUCAUGGAAAGAAAAUGAUAGAUACUCGGGACAAGGGUGCUACAGUACUUUGGAAGGUUUUGAUAGUUUGAUGGGAGCGGGGAACACUAGAGUGAGUCAAUCACCCAUUCAUUCGGAGAUAGAGGCACUUAUUUGGGGGAUUGAAUUGUGCCAUGUGAAUGGUGAUAACUCUUUGAAUGGAUCCUUCAUCAUUGAUUAUGAUCACAUUGAGCAAUGGAUUGAUUUUACCUCCCUGGAGAUAGAUGCUAACAUGUUGAGGUGGUUCACUCCAAGGAUGGGAUACGUUGCUUUCUCUGCUCCAGCUGAGGAAGCGGCUAUUUCUGGGUUGAAGAGAGGACUUGAUGCUCUGAACACACAUCUCGCCUCCGACACUUACCUUGUUGGACAGUCUAUUACACUCACAGAUAUUGAAGCUGCACAGCCUACAAAGCCCAAGGAAGAGCCAAAGAAGGCUGCACCUCCAGCAGAAGAACCAAAGCUUGCUAAGGAGGAAAAAGCAACAAAGCUUGAUGAGGAGGUAGAAGCACCAAAGCCCAAAGCCAAGUAUCCUAUUGAUUUUCUACCCCCAAGCCCAAUGGUUCUCGAUGAGUGGAAGAGGCUUUACUCAAACAUCAAUUCCAACAUCCGUGAGGUUGUGAUCAAAGUGUAUGAACUUGUGAUCAUCUUUCCUUUUGACCUUCACUUUGGUACAUUCUUUGGAAGUUGUGCUAGUGUCCGAUCAUCUUUCUUGGUUUUAAACACUUACAAAGGUAACAAAGAAGCCGAUAAGGCACUCAUUGUGGCAGAAUAUGCUGAUGUGAUGAUCGAGGAGGCUUCCAACUUUCAGAUGGGCGUCACAAACAAAUCCCCUGAGUUUCUCAAGUUGAAUCCCAUCAGAGAGGUUUGGAAUCUCUUUUUCUUUGUUAAAGAACGUUAG